This is a messenger RNA of Aspergillus brunneoviolaceus CBS 621.78, 1023 nucleotides long. Its product is annotated as putative nicotinamide N-methyltransferase. The coding region runs from base 1 to 1023 and encodes 340 amino acids. Gene Ontology annotation, molecular function: protein-lysine N-methyltransferase activity. The record is from RefSeq and is a predicted model, not a curated record. Gene Ontology annotation, biological process: peptidyl-lysine dimethylation. Lineage: Eukaryota; Fungi; Ascomycota; Eurotiomycetes; Eurotiales; Aspergillaceae. The transcript has 2 exons.
AUGCUGCUGUCUCGCCUUCGCCCUCUCCCCACCUUAUCUUGCUCCUCGUCGACGGAUGACCUGCGUGAUGAUGCUGCUGCUGCUGCUGCUGCCGCCGCCGAAGAUGAAGCCGAAGACAUCUUCGCAGCUUUUCUCCCCCAUCUCUUACCCGACGAUGCACCACAGUUCCACGGCGACCCGGGCCAAUAUCUCCUCUACUCCUCGCCACGCUAUGGUGAUCUGAGCAUCCAAGUUCCGUCCUACCCCGACCAGAGCGGGAGUGCAUUCAGUAGUCCGGAACAGACUGACUCGGACUCAUCGUCGGCCAACAGCGUAGACUCAAAUUCCGACGCCAGUCAAGUAGAUGCGCGGCGGAGUUUGUUCGCUCAUAUUGUGUGGAGUGCCGGUCUGGUUGUUGCGGAGGCCGUCGAGGAUGCUCAUGCCGGUCACGAACAUGUAGACGAGAUGUGGAAGGUCGAGGGAGAGAAGGUCCUGGAACUAGGCGCUGGCGCUGCACUCCCGUCGACAGUCUCGAUCCUGGCGGGCGCGUCGGAAGUGACCAUCACAGACCAUCCCGCAUCGCCCGCGCUGCAGGGUGCAAUUGCGUUCAACCUGAAACACAACAUCCCGGCCACGCACGCAUGUGCGGUCUCCGUCCAGCCCCAUGAGUGGGGGACCCUGGCGUCCGACCCCUGGGCGGUGGCGAACCGAGGCCGGUUCACGCGCAUCAUCGCAGCCGAUUGCCUCUGGAUGGAAUUGCAGCAUAAGAACCUCGUCCAGACGAUGAAGUGGUUCCUUGCCCCCCAGGGGAGAAUUUGGCUCGUUGCGGGACUCCAUACGGGCCGGCCGAUUGCUGUGAAGUUUCUGAAGACAGCGGCGAAGAUGGGCCUGGAGGUUGACACAAUCUACGAGCGGGACCAGACCACGAGCUGGGCAGAGGGCGAUGGCGAGGUCAGACGAGAUUGGGUCGAGGUCAGGGAGGAGGAAGGGCCCGAGAACAGAGCGAGAUGGUGCAUUGUUGCUCGGUUGAAGCACGCUUGUUAG